ACGUAUUUAUAAAAAUUAAAAUUUUAUUUAAUAACUUAAGUAAUAUGAAAAAAUAACAAAAGAGUAGAAAGAAUUUUUGGAACAGCCUGUAGAAUUAACUACUUUCAGAAAAAGCUAGUAAGCGUAAAUAGUAUCAUCCUCGCGCUGUUCGGUUUGUCGGACGUGUGUGUGCUUAGAAAUAAGAAAACAAAAAAAUGACACACAAUAACAGUAUUGAAGAUAACAAUACUUACUCGUCGUAUGGAAUUGGCCUGUCGUUUUAUGACGAGAAAAUUACUUAUGAAGAAAAAGCUUUAAUUAAAAUUUUACUUAGUGUUUUCCUCGCAACCGCAAUGGUAAUCAGUUUGAUAGGAAAUAUUUGCAUUUGUGCGGUAAUCGCUCGCGAUAAGAAUAUGAGAACUCCUACCAACUUCUACCUUCUCAAUCUUGCGAUAACAGAUCUCACGAUAACCGUCUUUGUUCCCGUCGAAAUAUACAUAAUUUGGGUACCAGAUUUUUAUCCAUUGGGGAAGGAAGGAUGCCGCAUACAUUUCUUACUGUGGGAUAUGGGAAGCAAUUGCAGUGUACUGACUAUAACUGCGAUAACAAUCGAGCGCUAUCUGGUUAUCUCGAAGCCGUUUCUGCGACAAAGACUCGUCUUAAACUCGCGCGUCUUGAAGAUAGUCACUAUUAUAUGGAUGGUCUCGUGUUUUUUCGCUUUCCCCAGUGUCCUCUUUGUUUAUUUCGUCGAACGAAAACAAAAUGUUUAUUGUUUUUUCACUGUUUCCGAUAAAGAUAAAGCAUAUCUAGUAGCAGCGGAGUUGUUAGUUUUUUUCGUUCUACCAAUGACAGUGAUAUUCGUUCUCUAUCUGAUGAUGGUGCUAAAGCUUAAGUCGACUAAAUCGAAGUCCAGACCUAACCCAGUAUCCGGAAAAAAGAAUAGAGACAAAGCUGUCAAGAUGUUGGCUGCGGUGGCUGCUUCGUUUUUUAUUUGUUGGUCACCAUACUCAAUUUUACGUCUCAUGAUAGUUAUUCCGAAUAUGAAAUAUGAGAAUCAUCAUACGCUUUGGCGAGUAUUGAUAUACCUGAGCUCUAUAAACAGUUACCUGUCAACAGCAGUUAAUCCUAUAUUGUACACACUUAUGUCACAAAAAUUUGGACAGGCUUUUAAGAUCGGGAUGGUUGGCGUUCUAUGGGGGAGGCUUUCGUCCAGCAGUGGACGGCAAAAGGCUGAAAAAAAAAUUAACAUAAGAAGGCAAACGAUUCCCCGCCUCUUGGAUUUACUGAAAGGAAGAAAUAUAUCAAAUCAAACAAAUGCAAAAGCAAACGGACGCCAUAAAUAUCGUCGCGACUGCUUAAAAAUAAAUACAACAUCAAUAUGAUAUUUUACCAAACUCUGAUCUAAUCUGAGAAUAACUCUCUUAUUAUAGAUCUCAUCAUCAUCUUAAGAAUAGAUAAUAAAUUGAAACAAAAUAGAAUAAUGUACUUACAAUGGAACAUUUUGAAGUAAUUAAAAACUGAGAAUAAGAUGCUACCGUCGUCCGUUAGCCAAAUAUUUUUAUCAUUGUUCUAUAUUUAUAAAUUUGUCCCACUCAUGAUUUAUCAAUAAUUAUAUCUGAACAAAAUUCUCUUAAAUUAUAUACCUAUCUUACAAACUAAGCUCAGCAGUUUUUUUGAAAAUGGAAUGUAAUAUUCCGCUUUAGUACCUAAGAUAAGCGUGAACAUAUAAACAAACAAACAGAUGCGGCGGAGAUUUUAAUGUAUUGAUUAGUGCGAAUUUAUAUUAUAAGUACUUACUUAGUUCUCUAAAU
Molecule: messenger RNA, 1790 nt
Organism: Nymphalis io (European peacock)
Lineage: Eukaryota; Metazoa; Arthropoda; Insecta; Lepidoptera; Nymphalidae
Gene: NGR-A2
Product: neuromedin-U receptor 2-like
Exons: 5
Coding region: 195-1361 (388 amino acids)
Biological process (GO): neuropeptide signaling pathway
Cellular component (GO): plasma membrane
Molecular function (GO): neuropeptide receptor activity
Source: RefSeq, a predicted model, not a curated record